CCCGCUCGAACCAGCAUUCGCUACGUAAGGGCAGACCAUACAGGCCCUUGGUGUUGAACGUGCAAUCGCGAGAUUCUACCAGGUUCCUUCGGCCCUCUACGCUUCGAUUCCUCCCUCUUAUCUCCCGUAGUAAGCUCUGGUGACAACACCCUCCUCAGCGCUCCUCUCGUGCCCACAGCCGUUCUCGGUCUACACCCUCGAUCUGCAGCUUCCGACUUUAUGCGCUUCUCAUCAACACUCCUCCGCAACGCUUCCCGCUUACCUUGAACUUCGCUAGACCAUCUGACGUCUUCAAGAAAAGUUUUUUAGUCGUUUCAAGGCACCUCAACUAGAGCCUUCUGCUUCUGGCGUCGCCUGGGUUGCGCAGAUAGCACGAGCCCUUUCCAGCCAUCUCGUCGGUCGCGGGACGCGCCCACUGGGCAAGCACAAAGACCCUAAGAAUGAGCUACCGAAGAUCCGACCUGCCGCGUUUGCGGAGCUCCGAUUUUUCGCGCAACCUCCUCACUUCCCUCAUCCUUGUCUCGUUACUAGCUCCCUCGCUACUGCCAGUAGUCUGCAGCACGCAUGAUAAUCGCAACGACCGCAAUGACAAUGCCGAUUCGCCUCGCAACGCGCAACCACAGACCCUCCAAACGCACAACCUGGCCCUGCCACGUCGACAACUUCAAGCUGACGCUGCCAGCCGACGUGGCAAGAUCCAAUUGGAGCGGCUGGUCAUGGCGGCGGAACCCCAGCAGCAGGCCGUGAUUGACGGCGGCGUUAGACCCGCCGCAGCAAUAGCAACCAAGCCGCCUACAGCGAGCGUAUCACUCACUCAAGGCCGUCGGGAAGCAGCGGAUGACGCGGCGGCUGAUGCGGCGGGCAUUGCGGGCGUUCGGGAGCAGACGCAGGCAGGAGGCACGCUCAAGGAGGGUAUUCUCGGAAAGUCCCUGACUCAAAUCGGGCUGAUUGACUAUUUCUCCAAGAGAGUAGGCCCUGCGGCUCCAGCGGGCCAAUCAAAAUCCAAGCCGCGUCUGCCUCUCUGCCCGGAAUUCGCGCCGCCUCUAGCAGGCGCGACCUCCGCCGUCGUUUCCGCUUGCCAAUGGGGGGACCCGCUCGCGCCCUCGUACGAAGCUACGGCUGCUGGUCUGGAACGCGCAGGCUCGGGAUCAGGCUCGGCUUUCCUCAGUGGUCCGGGAAAAGCGGCGCAAUUCAUGGGAGAUUGGUUGCGGUGGAAGCAGGAGGGGGGAGAGGCGGUAGAGCGCGAGUGCAUGCGGCAGCGCUCGUGGUUCUACGCGGGGAUCGCGGAGGAGACGUGCGACCUGAGCGCGUUCCGCCCCGCACAGGCUUCCCCGCGGCGCGCGGACGAAGCUAUGGCUGCUGCUGACGUGGACGGGAGCGGAGGUGGAAUUCUCGUGCUGCGUGACGUGUACGUCAACGAGCUGGGCAUGGUGUUCAACAAAAGCCACGUGUUCGUCGUUGAUAGGUGCGGAAACGGCCGGUGGAAGCAGCAGAAUCAGAACCAGCAGCAGCAGGUGAAGGUACCCUCUUACCCACCUGGCACCAGGGUCACUGUUCAUUCCCACCUGAUAAAUCUCCUGCCGUACGAAGCCCACGAAGAGGAGGACGACGGCAGUUCCGGGUCGAAGGCCCAUGGGGAGGGGCCGGAGGGGCGGGAGUGGGUGGCUCAGGCGCGGGUGCACAACUCCAAGGAGCGGCUGCUAGCGCGGCUGCUGCCCGCGCUCUUCCUGCUCUCCUCCUCCCUCAUGCCCGCCGCCCGCCGCUACCCUCUCCUGCUCGCCGACCGCCACCUGCUCUUCCACCUGGGCCUGGGCGUCUUCGGCACGGACCUCUCGUCCCUCGCCAUCUCGCCCUUCUCCCCGCUGCUGGGGAACAGCCACGAGCACCUCUUCUUCGCCAAACAGCUGUAUGUGCCCAUCCACGUCAGCAGCCUCUGCGGUCUCUCUGCUGCGGGCCCCCCGUCCCGCCCGGACGCGCUCUGGCUCGCCCUCCGAGCCAACCACCUGCUGCCACGUGGCGGCCUGCCCAUCCUCAACCCUGAUUGGUCCCCCAGGCCGCCCGCCCCACACAAUCACAACUUAGUCCUAGGAGGGCGGUCGGUCCCAGAAGACUGGGUGGUGGUGGUGUCUCUAGUGUGGAGCUCCCACGUCAUGAGAGAGGGGGGAGGGGUGGGGGGAGGAGAGGGAGAGGGAGGAGGGGAAGGAGGAGAGGGGGUGGGAGGAGGAGGAGGAAGAGGAAAGGAGGGAGCAGCACAGGCAACAGCAGAAGGCAUGCACUCCAUAAUCAAGUUCUUGCGGCACAUCUUUUCCAAGUCCCGCGUGGUGGUGUAUGACGAGCACGUGCCCCUGCCAGAGGCCCGUGCGCUCUUCUCCCGUGCGCUGCUCUUUGUGGGCCCCACCUCGUCUGCUCUCUCCAACCUCAUGUUUUUGCCUUUCAACGCAACUGUCAUCGAGAUUCUCCCCUACCCCGCCCCACAGACCACCACUGCCACGUACCCUUUCCUCCCCUCCAACAUCACCUACUCUUCCUCCUCCACCUCAUCCUCCUCAUCCGCCUCCUCCGCCUCAUCUUCCUCAGUGCCCUUUGGAAUCCAGGCGUCGGUGGUCAGCCAGCAGGAUUCCGCCACGUGGCACUACCGCCUGGCUGAGCGGGCGGGCGUGCGGCACUUUUUGUCCGCUUGCGACCCGGCGCGGAUCAAGCGCGAGCUCGGGGAGCAGUGCCACGUCAGCGAGGUGUACAGCAUCGUGAUGACAGCUGUGCGCAGCGGAUGGCCUGCGUGGAAAGAUCUCGCCAACGUGGCAGAAUUCUCCUUCCCACCUGCAUCCUCUCCUCCUGCUGCUGCUGCUGCUGCUGCUGCUGCUGCUGCUGCUGCUGGUUCUCCUGCUCUUACUCAAACCUCGCCAGAUACUCUCCAAGAUUUCAGGGAUCAAAUCCCAGGGUCGAGGCUCCAGCCAGGCACCGGCGACGUUCCAUUCUUCCGGCAGUGGCUUGAGUGCGUGGCAACAAGAGGAGAGUGGCGGUACAACGCCACGCCGCGCGCGCUCCCCUGGAACUGGAAGUCGCUGGACCACUGCGACAUGGCCCACGUUGACCAGGUCAAAGGCGGGGUGGCCUUUGCAGAUGCGGACGAGAUAGCGAGAGAGGGAGGGAAAGACGCAGAGAAGAGGUGGCGGGUGAGGGAGGAGCUCAAGUAUGAGUGGGUGGUGCCAGGGGAACGAUGCCCUGCUGUUGGCAGUGGGGUGUUUGCGUCGCCGUUUGGGCUGGACAGUGAGAGGGAGGAGGGAGGUGCAGGAGGUGGGACCGAUUAUGAUGACAGUGCUGAUGGUGGCGGUGGUGGCGCUAGUGGUGCUCCUGGUGAGGGAUUGUUCUCUCGGUUUGACGGGCGGUCCCUGUGUCGGCUGGCUCGCUUGCGUGACGAUGGCCUCCGCAUCGCCUUCCUUGGAGACUCUCUCUCCAAGGAGGCCCACGUCUCUUUCCUAAACAACAUACUUAAGCACGUGCCCAAACCCGCCCUAAAAGCCGCCACGUUCCGCAAGUGCCUGCCCUGGCUUGGCUCCCACCCCGUGUACUGCCAUGAGAGAUUCACAGGGCUGGGUUGCCCCGGGCUGGAGCUACACUCGGUCUUCAAUAAAAGGCUCAUGCCGGUGGAUUCGGAAAAGGACGAGCGGCUGUGGUGGAAAAACAUGCCGUGGCUUGAUGACCCGGGGAUUGUGAAUUCCCAUGUGUUGGUGAUCAACCGGGGGGCCCAUCCUACGUCGGACGAGCGAACGGUUGCCGCCGUGAGACGGACGAUGCAGUUUAUACGCCAGAAUUACCCGGAAAAGCUGGUGGUAUUCCGGUCGACAGCCCCAGGGCACAAGGACUGCACGAAAUUCAAGGGGCCGAUCAAGCAGAGGCAGGACCCGAAGACUCUCCCCUUCGGCUGGGGGAAUUUCAAGAGGCAGAAUGAGCUGGUGAGGGGGGUGGUGGAGGAGAUGGGGGGCGUGUUCAUGGACGUCGAGCCCAUGACUGCUCUGCGGCCGGAUGGACAUAGGGGAAGGAUCACGGAACAGAAAACUGACUGCCUGCACUACUGCUCGCCAGGCCCAGAAGACGCCUGGAGCGAGUUUCUGUACAACGUUAUUCAAAGAUUAAUCCCUGAAUAUUAGGUACGACGGGCAGAGGAGGUGGAGGAGAUGGGGGGCGUGUUCUUGGAUACUGCUGAAUCCAUGGUCACAGGGGAAGGAUCAGGGAACAGAAGACAGACUGCCUGCACUACUGCUCACCAGGACCCGCGGACGCCUGGAGCGAGUUUCUCUACAACAUUAUUCAGAGAUUAGUGCUGGAGUAAUAAAACCGCUGUUCCAAAACUGCCGAAACUGGCUCAACCGUAGGAAGGUUGGUUGUGUCACCCUGUUUAGGUUUGGGUUGGAGGUUGGGGCGAAGAAUUCCCCUGCGAAACAAUUUCGUCGAACUAAAGUUACC
This is a messenger RNA of Closterium sp. NIES-67, 4464 nucleotides long. NCBI's taxonomy places the organism in Eukaryota, Viridiplantae, Streptophyta, Zygnematophyceae, Desmidiales, Closteriaceae. The record is from the annotation of a GenBank genome assembly.